Messenger RNA from Aspergillus alliaceus, 351 nucleotides. RefSeq lists its product as uncharacterized. The coding region runs from base 1 to 351 and encodes 116 amino acids. The record is from RefSeq and is a predicted model, not a curated record. NCBI's taxonomy places the organism in Eukaryota, Fungi, Ascomycota, Eurotiomycetes, Eurotiales, Aspergillaceae. The transcript has a single exon.
AUGCGUUUCUCCAUCACCGCCGUCGCCGUCAUGGCUGGUCUCACUGCCAGCGGAUCCGCCUUUGUCAUUGACACCUACAGUGACAAUAACUGCGGUAGUGUCGUCGAAACAGGCGUCAAUAUCUGGGACAACACCUGUGCGACUUGGCCUAAAGGUUUCAAGUCUUUCAAGAUCAAGACCUGGGGGGGCACUCAUCAGAAGGGGUACUUCUUCGCGGAAGGUGGCUGCGGGAGCCUUCCUGGGGCCAUUCGCAAUGGCUAUGUGGAUUCCACAACAAACGACUUCACACUUGGAGACUGCAAUACUUUCAACGGUGCAUCUGCGAAUGCGGUUGCUUCGUACGCUGGUUGA